CUUUGUUCAUAAAUCAUUUAUUCCAUCAUGGCGUAUUCUUAUGUUUCUGGAUUAAGUUGUUUGAUGUUACAGACAUAUCAGCAAAGCAACUCUCAAAUGCUUGCCAGUUGUUGCUUAACAAAAUUUCCAACUGUGCAGCAAGCUCACUAGUCAUCAGAAGGGUUAUCAAAUUGUAUGCUUUGCCUUUGAAAGAGCCUUUCGAUCUUGUACUGCACGAUAACUUAAUUUCACAGAAAUAAUCUGCGCGCACUUCCUGAAUCUGAUAGAAAGCCCAAGGAUCCCUAUGUAACAACCACAAUUGAAAUGCAACACAGCACUUCUUACAACCAUACCAAUCUUGCACAGCUUAUUUGUAUCACAGCAAUGAUUUGAUUGAUGUACAAUGGUAAGUGUGUGUGCCAUUUUAACACUAGCCAAUUCUACAACUUAUACACGAUAUAGAGUGGAGAAACAAGCAAGCUCAACAAGAAAUGUGAAGUGGGAUGGUGCUGCGUUUUUGGUGAACAAUAAGAAGGUUAUACCACUGUUUGUUGAGCUGUCCGGUAGAAUAAACUUCAACAGUAGUCCAGACAAGGAAAGAAGUGAUGAAGGAAAGAUUAUCAAGCAAUUUUUUUUUUAAAAAAAAAAAAG
Molecule: messenger RNA, 630 nt
Organism: Rhizopus microsporus ATCC 52813
Lineage: Eukaryota; Fungi; Mucoromycota; Mucoromycetes; Mucorales; Rhizopodaceae
Exons: 2
Coding region: 383-619 (78 amino acids)
Source: RefSeq, a predicted model, not a curated record